This is a messenger RNA of Bombyx mandarina (wild silkworm), 3305 nucleotides long. RefSeq names its product Son RNA binding protein (gene Son). Gene Ontology annotation, molecular function: RNA binding. Gene Ontology annotation, biological process: regulation of cell cycle; regulation of mRNA splicing, via spliceosome. Lineage: Eukaryota; Metazoa; Arthropoda; Insecta; Lepidoptera; Bombycidae. The record is from RefSeq and is a predicted model, not a curated record.
UAUGGCAUAUGGCGCUAUAUUCGUUAGAGAAUAUUUACAGUAUAAUUAUCAACACAAAACAAGUAAUCUUUGACAAAAAUGACUAGUUUGAUUAACAAAAUCGAAUUGCUAAUUAAAAGGGAAAAAACUACACCGGAAAAAAAGAAAGAUGACUCAAAAAAAUCUUCGCAUGAAAUCCUCUCUGAGCUAUUCAGCGCCUUCAAUGCUGACCCACCUAAAAUCGAGGAGGUGCCUUCAAAGAAAAAGAAAACCAAAAAGAAACACAAGAAAAAAGACAAGAAACGAUCCCACAGGAAUACCAAAAGCGAUGACUCUGAUAAUAGUGAAAUUUCAUCAAACAAAGCUAAAAAACGGAAAAAGAGUAAAUUGAAAAAACGUAGAUACAGUCGAUCGCCUUCACUUCGUUCUCUGACUCCGCCAAAAAAAAUUAAAUGUGAAUCGGACGGGCUAAAAUCGAAGAAAACAGAUAAAUCUACAAAGAAAAAAUAUGCAAAUGAAAAUAUUAAAAUUGAAUCUGUAGAAAAUGAGAAACCAUUACCCAUAAAAUCUGAAGUCCCAAGUGAUACGAAUAUAUUGAAUUCAAUGGAUGCAAGCAGAAUCCCUAUGCCCGAAUCUCCUCAUGGCUCUAAACUUGUCAGCACUGAUCUCACAUUAAAUCAGAACCAAAAUCAAGAGCCGACCAACAAACAGGAUUCGAGUACUGAAUCAGACAAAAAUAAAGGUAAAAUUCAAAUAAAAAAUCUGAAGUUUAGUGCUGUGUUUGAAGAAACUGUUAAAAAAGCUGAAGAACAAGCCAGGAAAAAAGCUGAAAAAUAUGAGGAUGGUGAAUAUACUGACUCCUCAAGUAGUUCAGUCAAAGAAGUGGAGCUGAAUCCCCAAUUUCCGAAAACAUCAGAUCCUGGUGGUAUUUUAAAACAGCAAAUUGUGGAAGAUAAUAAAAUCUGUGAAGAAGAAAAGAAAAGUCAGAAAAAAGAAAAAUCUGAAAUUUCAAAUAAAAAAUCACAUAAAGACAAAAGUCGUUCUAAAAGAUCUCCUAGUAAAUCUAGACGAUCCAGAUCCAGAUCACGAUCUACUUCACGCAGACAUAGACAUCGUUCUACUAGCCGUUCGCGGCAUAGAUCCAGGUCAAAACGAAGAUCGCGGUCUCGACACAGGUCUAGACAUUAUUCUCCGAGACAGCGAAGUAGACGAUCUGGGACAAGUCGAUCACCAACUGGGGUAAAAUUAGCUGACAGUGAAAAAAAACGACUUCUUGAAGUAGCAAGGCGAAAUGCUAUCAAUAUGCUCAAAAAUGGUGCGGUGCCUGCUGGGGCGGCUGCACUGCCUCCACAUACCAGAAACCAAGUUAUGGCUGCUAUACAAUCUGGAGGUAAAUCAGUGGAUGAACUAACAGAUUUCUGCAAACACUUAUCAAAAAAGGAAGCACUAGGGGAGCUAUCUUCUGUCUCAUCAAACGAUGAUGACAUGAGUGAGAAUGAAGACACACUUGCUUUCCAUCAUCCAUUUCUUGUUAAAGAAAAGGCUCCUAUUGUCAUGAAUAUUAGGGGAGGAGCGCCCCUUCCAAUAAAAAACAGCAUUGUUCCAGUAGCCAAUAAAGAGGAACUAAGAUUACAGUUCCCUGUAUCUUCAGGAACUCAGCACAGAGAAAAAGCAUUAGAAUGGGUUCCAGUUUCACCUCCAAAAAAAGAUAUGCAAAUAGCCAAACUUAGUCCCAUUUCUGAAAACACGUUAACCAAAGCGAUACUACCAAGUACAGUGCCCACUGAGGAUGUUGCGAUGACGAGCUCUGUACCUCUGGCACUCCCAGCCCCUCCCCAACCGUUAGUUCAACCAAGUUACAUGAAGGGUUUCACAUCAGGAACGCAAUUAUCAUCGGUUCCCGCUUUAGCAGCCCCGGGACCACAAGCUUAUCCGCCAGGAAUAGAGCCCGCUCCCAUCGACAUGGCAUUGAUUGUAUCACAGAAAUUGUCAAUGAUUCGUAAGGAACAAGAAGAAAGCGAAUUGUUGAGUACUCAUGGCUUUGGCUGGUCAAAGGACAGUGCGCUAGGUCAGUUCACUGGAUCGACAGGAGCACAGAUCUUAACCCCAAAGGAACUGGCCAGCGGUACGCAGGCUUGGGCUAAAAAGGAUCAACUACAACGUGCAGCUCCUGUUGAGGGAGGAAUGGGUAUGCAUCUGCUGCAGAAGAUGGGUUGGACCCCGGGUCGAGGUCUCGGGAAGGAAGGCACCGGGACCCUACAGCCGCUACUGCUCGAGGUCAAGCUGGACACGAAGGGUCUGCAAGCCAAAGAAGAAUACAACAAUAAAUACAGUAAAGCUAUUAAACAACACAGAAUCAGGAGUCGGGGUCCAGCGCCACUGAUUGGGGCAGGCGGUAAACAUCCCGUCUCGCUGCUGGGAGAGUAUUGUUCGAAACAGAAACUCGGACCGCCAGAAUAUAAUUUGUGUUUCGAAUGUGGUCCCGAUCAUAAAAAAAACUUUUUGUUUAAGCACAGAAAUAGAAAGUGUGGAAUGCCCGCGUUAUAUCGGGGAAUAUCCGUGCUAUACGAGGUACUUUAAUCGCGUAAUAAGAAAAUGCGUUAUAAGAGUACCGUGCUAUAAGGGGUAUAGCACGGUACUCUUAUAACGCGUUUUCUUAUUACUGUAUAUGCAAGCUUAUCUUGAAAAUGUCGUGAGCGAGAUUCAGGCAUCUGUUAAAUACAUAUCUUGUGUUUAUUUCCUCGCUAAGUAUCAACGUGUGAGGAAAUGAAGUAAAUCCAAUGGCAAUCCUGUGAUAUCUAGAGGUGUUUUCUUUGCCAAUAUACAGCCGUACUGAUGAUACGUUAUUAACAAAACCCAUAGACAGGCCACAACAUGAAAACUAUUGCAUACCUUGUAACAUUUUAAUUAGCGUAAAAAUUUAUUUAGCGCCAUUUUAAUUUGAAAAUCGAUAAAAUGAAAAAAACAAACAUAUAAAUCAAUAUUAUUUUGACUGCGAGAGAAUGAGCUAAAAUACUUCUGAAAGUUUCACUUUCUUGCAUAUCAACUGCACCAUUAUUUUUAGCCUCAAUAAUCCGAUGAGCUUGCAGCCUUCCCGAUGGCAAGUCGCUGCUGUCCAUGGACACCGGCAAUGCUAGAGCACAUUCGCGCCGGUACCUACCAAUGUUAAAUACUCUCUUACGCAUCGUUUGAAUGACAUGCUGUAUAAUGCUACAGGAAAAGAGGGAGUUAUUAUAUGAAAAUAAUAAUUUUACAUCACAAAAAAAAAAAAAUUGUUCUUAUAAUAAAUAGAAUUCUUCACAAAUUGUCGUAAAUGAAUAAUUGAU